Molecule: messenger RNA, 1672 nt
Organism: Rubroshorea leprosula
Lineage: Eukaryota; Viridiplantae; Streptophyta; Magnoliopsida; Malvales; Dipterocarpaceae
Source: the annotation of a GenBank genome assembly
AAACCCAAUUUUGGGUUUGUGGAACCCUAGAACCUGGGUUCCCUGCAGAACCCAAGAGGAUGAUGAAGAGGACGAUGCAGAGGGUGAAGAUGAUGUCGAGGAUGAGGAGAAAAAAGAAGGACAUCCGUGGCGCCCUCCUCCUUCAGCCCCUACGCUCCUCUUUCACUCUCUAUAUCUAUAACCUGUUCCCAUUUAGAAUCCAAUAAUAGUUCUUCCCAUGGAUCUUUCCCUGACCCCCCUUUUGUCUUCUUCAACAUCGAGAAGUACCAGUAGUGAUAGCAGUAAAGCUGAUGAUAGCCCGCCAGUAUCUGGUCGUUUUGAGCUGCAGGGUGUUAGUAAGUUUCAAUUUCCCUGCAAAUCCUUAUCUGGGUUUCAAUCAUACCGGUCCCUGGCCGUGCUUUCUGGCCAUAUGGGAUCGGUUUCCUGCUUGGCCUUGUGUGGGGAGUUCAUUCUGAGUGCAUCACAAGGGAAGGAUAUAAUAGUGUGGCAGCAGCCUGAUUUGAGGAUGUUUACCAAGUUUGGACACGGUGAUGGCUCAGUGAAAGCCCUGGUGACUGUGGGAAACAAGGUUUUUACCGCACAUCAAGAUAGCAGGAUCAGAGUAUGGAAGGUGUCAAGAAGCUCAGAGAAUAUGUUUAGGCUUGUCAACACACUUCCUACUACUAAGGACUACUUGGGGAAGUUCAUGAAACAGAGCAAUUAUGUGCACACCAGAAGGCAUCAUAAGAGGUUAUGGAUCGAGCACGCCGAUAGUAUUUCCUGUUUGACAUUCUACAAUGGGUUGAUCUAUUCAGGUUCAUGGGAUAAGACCCUUAAAGUGUGGAGGAUAUCGGAUUUGAAGUGUUUGGAAUCAAUAAAAGCUCAUGAUGAUGCUGUCAAUGGCGUGGUGGCAUGCAGGGGAGUAGUCUAUUCGGCAUCCGCGGAUGGGAAGAUUAAGGCCUGGGGAAAAGAAGGGAAGACAAAUCAUUCAUUGAAGGGGAUUUUGGAGGGGCAUAAGGAUGUAUCAUUGAAUUCAGUGAUUAUAUCUGAGGAUGGGAGGUGGGUCUAUGGAGGGGGUUCAGAUGGAUUUGUAAUGGGGUGGGAGGGAAAUGCUGAUUUUGUGAGCUGGAAAUUGGUAUCUGAGACAAAAGCACACCAAAUGGCUGUUCUGUGUAUGUGCCUGACUGGGCAGUUUCUCUGUAGUGGCUCAGCCGAUAAGACAAUUGGCAUAUGGAGAAGAGAGGCUUAUGGAAUACUCAACAAGAUCGGAGUCAUAGGGGGCCAUGAAGGGCCAGUCAAGUGCUUACAGGCAUCACCUAACAAUGUUGGUGGGGGUUUCUUGCUCUAUAGUGGUGGCCUGGAUAAAAGCCUAAGGGUUUGGUGGGUGCCCAAAAACUCUGGAAAAUCAGAAGACAUCAGAACACAAAAUAUAAACAGAAGUCUAUGGACUUAGGAAGAUUUUCAAUUUUUCAGGAUUUGUGUUACUAAAUAUAAGUUAGUAAUGAAGCACUGCUUCUCUUUUUUGAAUUUCUUGCAGAGCUUCAUUUGAGUAAACAUACUAUAGAAUAAUGGCAUGAUCUGGUUUUCAUUUCUUCUUCUUUUUCAUUUUCCCACUGUUUCCCGGAUUGAUACUGAUACAGUUGUUACAAUUCUUGUUAAUAUUUUGUUCCACAAUUAAAUGCUUACAUUGAUG